Molecule: messenger RNA, 967 nt
Organism: Hydractinia symbiolongicarpus
Lineage: Eukaryota; Metazoa; Cnidaria; Hydrozoa; Anthoathecata; Hydractiniidae
Product: nucleoside hydrolase-like
Exons: 3
Coding region: 30-941 (303 amino acids)
Molecular function (GO): hydrolase activity, hydrolyzing N-glycosyl compounds
Source: RefSeq, a predicted model, not a curated record
AUGUUUUCUUUAAAAACUAUAGUAAAAUUAUGAAGGUGAUUAUCGAUACAGAUCCUGGCAUAGAUGAUGCUGUUGCCAUAGGGAUGGUGAUUUCCCGGAAGGAUAUCGAAGUUGUAGGCAUCACAACAGUCAAUGGAAAUGUCGAUGUGGAAAAAUCAACUAUUAACACGUUGAAGAUUUUAGAAGCUUUCGAUCGAAAGGAUAUACCAGUUUUUAAAGGGGCGUAUUCCCCAUUGGUUGCUUGCUCACACGAUGGAACAUAUUGGCACGGUGACGACGGGUUGGGAAACGUCAAAUGCUCCACUCCAAAUGCGACACCACUACAAGAAGAAAAUGCUUCGAUUGCAAUGAACCGUCUAGCCCAUCAACAUAAAGGAGAAAUCACCUUAAUUGCGUUAGGUCCACUAACUAAUUUAGCUCUAGCGUUGAGGAUUAACAAAAACCUACCAGGCGAUCUGAAAGAACUUAUUAUUAUGGGAGGAAAUUACAAAGGAGUUGGAAAUAUCACAAUGUCUGCCGAAUUUAACUUCUUUGUCGAUCCUGUUGCAGCUCAUAUUGUCAUGGAAGAAUUCACGUGUCCUAAAUUUUUAGUCACGUGGGAACUGUCAAAACAGCCUUUUCUUGAACUUAGUCACUUGGAGGAAUAUCGUAGCCAUGACAAUAAGCAAUCGAAAUUCAUGAAUGAAGUUGUACCUGCAACGCAACGCAGUUUUUGCGAUGCGUUGGCUGUUGCUGUGGCAACCAAUCGCGAGGUUAUUCGAAAAAAGCACGAAGUAUACGCCACUGUGGAAAUGCAUGGUUCGUUUACAAAGGGACUGGUGGUCAUUGAUUGGGAGCCCGAAUUUCGACAGGUGGGUGAGUCGAAACAAUGCAAUGUUUUUAUUGUUGAUGAAAUUGAUAUUGAGCUGUACCAGAAGUUGUUUUUGGAAUCAGUUAAAUGAGAAUAUGAGUAUUAAUAUUUCUAGUA